Messenger RNA from Myxocyprinus asiaticus (Chinese sucker), 1744 nucleotides. RefSeq names its product WD repeat and FYVE domain-containing protein 2-like. The record is from RefSeq and is a predicted model, not a curated record. Gene Ontology annotation, molecular function: metal ion binding; protein binding. The transcript has 12 exons. The coding region runs from base 138 to 1340 and encodes 400 amino acids. Lineage: Eukaryota; Metazoa; Chordata; Actinopteri; Cypriniformes; Catostomidae.
GCGAUCAGCUGACCAGCAGCAUCCUUGACUGACUGACUGCUGCAGUUUACCGUGUUGUUGGUUUAAUAAUCGACCUGCGCUCCGCGUGUUAUGCUGCCGAGAGGGAAUUCAUGUGACGGAGAAGAAACCACAGCACCAUGGCGGCAGAGAUUCAUCCCCGUCCGCAGACACGAAAGCCCGUCCUGCUGAGUAAGAUCGAGGGUCUCCAAGAUGUGGUGAACACGGCUGUGAUCAUCCCCAAAGAGGAUGGUGUUAUCAGCAUAUCUCUGGACAGGACAAUCCGUGUGUGGUUGAAGAGGGAUGGUGGUCAGUACUGGCCCAGUGUCUAUCACACAAUGCCUGCUCCAUGCUCAUGUAUGUCUUUCAACCCAGAGACAAGGAGGAUAUCUGUUGGGAUGGACAAUGGUGUUGUGUCGGAGUUUGUCCUGUCUGAGGACUACAACAAGAUGACUCCUGCACAAACAUAUCAGGCUCAUCAGGGUGCUGUGACUGUGGUGUUGUUCGUCUUAGAGAUGGAGUGGGUUCUAAGCACAGCUCAGGACAAGAGCUUUACGUGGCACUGCUCAGAGAGUGGACAGCAGCUGGGCACAUACAGAACUACAGCAUGGGUGUCUGGACUACAAUUUGAUGUGGAGACCAGACAUGCUUUCGUUGGAGAUUAUUCCGGUCAAGUGACAAUCCUUAAACUGGAGCAGGACAACUGCAGCCUGGUCACCACCUUUAAAGGCCACACAGGCAAUGUUACUGCUCUGUGUUGGGAUCCCGUUCAAAGGGUUUUAUUCUCUGGAAGUUCUGAUCAUUCAAUCAUCAUGUGGGACAUCGGGGGCCGUAAAGGCACAGCCAUCGAAAUGCAGGGACAUAAUGAUAAAGUGCAAGGUUUGUGUUAUGCUCCGCACACUCGUCAACUCAUUUCCUGUGGCUCAGAUGGAGGAAUAGUUAUCUGGAACAUGGAUGUCACACGACAAGAGACCCCUGAGUGGCUGGACAGUGACUCGUGUCAAAAGUGUGAACAGCCGUUCUUCUGGAACUUCAAACAGAUGUGGGACUGUAAGAAAAUUGGCCUGCGGCAGCAUCACUGUAGGAAGUGUGGCCAAGCCGUGUGUGGAAAGUGCUCCUCUAAGCGUUCCACUAUACCUCUCAUGGGAUUUGAGUUUGAGGUGCGGGUUUGUGACAGUUGUUAUGACUCCAUUACGGAUGAGGAACGGGCACCCACAGCAACAUUCCAUGACAGUAAGCACAGCAUCAUACAUAUUCAUUAUGAACCAACCAGGGGCUGGCUGCUCACCUCUGGGACUGACAAAGUCAUCAAGCUGUGGGACAUGACUCCAGUGGUAUCUUGAGAAUUCUCGGCACCAUAAGCGUACAGGUAUUCUGAAGGUGUAUUCAUUCUGGAAGCCGAACAAAGAAUUGUGUGUUUGUGACAGUGACAAAUGAGAAUGCUGAUAUCGCUUCCCAUGGGAAAAACAUAAGGACAUCAUGUAGUGACACUGAAAAGUGAUGCUUUGAAAAACAAAACAACAGAACUGAACAUGUGCAUUUGUGAAUGUACACAUGGGUUAUGGGAAAAGUGUAAAUAUGGUCUAAAUCUGCUUGGCUAUAUUGGGCCUUAUUCAUGAAACAUGAAUAGAACAAUUGUGUGUAAAUGCAUUCUUAUAUAAAUUGUCCCAUUGAAUUGAACGGAAGAAUUUAUGUAGGAAUGGUUUUACUUACGAUUUAUACACAAAUUUGUUCUGCUCGUGAAUAA